AUGGGCAUCCCUCACCUCAUCACCACCCUGGAGAGCUAUGCCUCCCACGAGAUUCUUCAGCAUCAGGACGUGGUCAUUGACGGCCCAGCACUUGCCUACCAUGUUCUUCAUCUCUGCAGGACUCAGGGGGCAAGUCAACCGUCUUACAGCCUCCUCAGUCAAGUCGUCAUUGAAUGGCUGGAUCGUCUAGAGGAUCAGCAAGUAACCAUCCGAGCCAUCUACUUUGAUGGCUACCUUCCAAGGGAAAAGCAUCCCGUCCGCAUGGAACGGGUCAGAAAGACAACUUCACGGCUCAGCUUACUAUACUCCUCGUAUCCAGUAGGCUGUCCUCGCAGGCAUGUCGUUCCCGCAGAUGAUCUAAGUGACGAUCCGCCUCGUCUUGGGUAUUCAGCAGACAAGAUCUCCCAGGAUCCGAGCUUUGUCGUGCCCGCAGUCAUUGACGCCAUCCGGGGCAAUUCUCGAUACCGGGAGAAAUGCUUCGUAAUGCCAGGAGAAGCCGAUGCCUACUGCGCUUCAGACGUUGUCAAGCAUGGCGGCACGAUAUUAACAGGGGAUUCCGAUCUGCUUGCUCAUGAACUUGGCAGUGGCAAAGUCGCCUUCUUCCGAGACAUUCACGAGAAUGCCAGCUCAAAGCUAGCAUGCACAAUCUAUGCCCCUCGGGCCAUCUACACAAAGCUGGGACUGCCAAAGUCUUUCGAGGCAUGCCGACUGGGCUACGAGCGAUUGAAUUCUCCUCAUGCAACCCUUCCCAUGCUAUUAAAGGCUUGCUCAAGGCCCAUAUCAGACGCCGUGGGCUAUGACCUAUUCCGCCAGCAGUACGUCUCACACGAAGAGGCAUCAAUACCUCGGCUGCUUGGCGGCGGCUUGCUCCCAUUGAGCGCCCUUGAUCCACGGGUCUCGGAGCUGCUUCUUCAAAUUGGGGAGGCCCCGGCAACAGAUAAGGCCAAGAUGUUUCUUCCUUCUUUGAUUGAGAAUCCCAAUAAGGGUACAUCUUGGGACGCAAGCGCCAAUAUCCGAAGACUGGCUUACACGGUCGCAAGCCGGUAUCUUGCCCGCAAUCACGCCUCGUCCGUCGAAGAGUACAGAAGAGUACAAAAUACCGACCAAAAAGGGCGUGACAUCCCCUUACUAUCUAGUGCUGAGGCGUAUGAAGCGGCCCUUCAGCUACUAGACCUCAUGGAACGAGUCAGAGAAACCAACAUACCACCGAACCAUCACUGGACGCUGUUGUGCAUUAUCCUGGAUAUCAUAGAAUGCCACCAGCAAGGCAAAAACUCACACGCCUUGAUCACACUCCAACAACAAGGCCGCCUUUCGACUACCGCGGGGGGCAAGAUACCGUGGGAUACGAUUCACUUUUGCGCACACAUUCAAGCCGCAAUGUAUUCACUUCGCAUUCUGAGCCAAGUCCUUGCCUCUACAAUGGCCCAAAAUACCAGCACGGACGAGUUGGCCCUCUGCUUGAUUCAGAUCCGCAGGCUUUUGUCAGAGCUGCCUCCUCUCACCAAGUUCCCGGAUAUUUGUGUGCUAUCUGACUUCUUGGCCGCGGCAAAUGAGCUUCAGGUAUUGCCGAUUCUGUCACAAUUUAUUGAACUUGAGGAGCCGUCAUCUACAGGCCCCGAGGAAUCACAUGCAACGCUUAAGGGGAAAAAGUCCAGCAAACAGGCAAGGGAUUCAGAUGGCAGCACCAAAAAGUCCAGCAAGAAGCCAAACAAGACGAAUGGCAACAGAGGCAACAUAUUCAGUGCCCUCUCCAUAGAUGUAUAA
Trichoderma reesei QM6a is the source of this 1767-nucleotide messenger RNA. RefSeq lists its product as uncharacterized. The coding region runs from base 1 to 1767 and encodes 588 amino acids. The record is from RefSeq and is a predicted model, not a curated record. The transcript has 2 exons. Lineage: Eukaryota; Fungi; Ascomycota; Sordariomycetes; Hypocreales; Hypocreaceae.